CUUGCACAGAACCACCAAGAGCAUCUCAUCGCAUCCAUUGCUCCUGGUGCUUCCAUACGACUCAUUUAUUUCCUUUAUUUGCUCGUCUAUCCAUGUCCAUAGUGACCCAGGGUGCAUCGUCCAGCUGGCUCCUCGCUCUUGCUGCAUCCCCAACCACCUUGGUACAAACAGGCAGCCCCAGCAUGCCCACAGCAACCCAAAGGGUCACAAGUGCAGGUACACCCACUCUGCACGCAGCAUCCAGGCGCUGCAAGAAAAAGUGUGCAACGACGCAGACAGCAGGCUUGCAAAGAAAUGCAGCAAUCCAAGUAUGCAUCAAGCCACCGUCAAGGACCCGGACUGUCCAAACAGAGGUUUCUGGGACACUGUUGUGGGCUUCCUCCCCGUUGCAUUCCUCGCAUCCAUGGGACCUCGAUUCCUCGGGCGAGCAGCAAAGACAAGACGCCGACCCUGACUAUUCUCCAUCGGAAGACAGCUUUGAGAGGCCUGAGAAGCAAGCGCCAUCCCUGGUGGAAGAGAGGAAAUUCAUCGUCUUUGAAUCCUGCCUUGACGUGCUGCUCGACACGUGCCAAACCUGUGCUGCCUCUAUCAUUCACAUGGACAAGAGUGUUCAAGGCUGCUGUCUCCAGGUUUCCACCGUUUGCAAGAAUGGCAACGUGGAUAACUGGUGUAGCCAGCCGAUCAUCAGGCGAAAGCCGGUUGGCAACAUCCUCAUGGCUGCUUCACCUUUGCUUACUGGCUGCUGCAUCAAAAAGACAUUGAGGAUGCUGACUGGUAUGGGGAUAGCCUGCUUCACCUACAGGACCUUCUUCACGAUCCAGAAGGCGUUUCUCCGUCCUGCAAUUGAAAAGGUGUGGAACAAGCAUCAGCUGGACCUGUUCACAGCUGCUGCAGGAAAGCAGCUGACGAUCGCCGGUGAUGGGAGGGCGGAUUCGCCUGGUCACAGUGCCAAGUACGGCACCUACACCAUGCUGGAUGUUGACAGUAACAAGGUCCUUCACGUGGAAACUGUCCAGGACCUCAUCCUUCCCAAGUGGAAAUCCCUGGUGGCGCACGUGGCAAAUGUGCACUCCCACCGUGAUCCUCUGUUCCCAGAGUGCCAGCAUCAAGAGCUACAUAAGAAGUGGCUAGAGGAAGGAUCGCCUGCUCAUCAGAAGCUGCGGGAGAUUGUCCUUUCCCCACACCUCGUACGGGACAUCCCUCGGCUAUCCACAUCAGCACAGACCUUUGCAACGGAGUGCUUCCAUAGCACCCUGUUGCAGUUUGCACCGAAGCUAAUGCACUACAGCUUCCGCAGCAUGAAGGCAAGGACCUUCCUGGCAGCCUUGCAUUAUAACGAGAACGCAGGAAGGCCCCAGGCAGUGACCAAGGAUGGGGAGCUCGUCUGGGUCAUCAAGUUCCCUAAAGCGAAGAAGGGGGCUGUGGUUGCUCCGCACAAAACUGGCUGCACAUACGAGUAUGUGGGGGAGCUGAUGGCAGCUGUGCUGGACCUGUGCAAGACCAUGCCCUCCUAUGCUGCCGCCAUUGAACUGCACAGCCAGGAUGCACCUCCAUUCCUGUCCAGUGCAUAUGAGUGUGCCGACAAACAGGCACUGGUGCAACAACACCAGUCAAGGUUUAACAGGUAGCGAGAUGAAAGUUAGGGCCUGGCUUUGUACAAGUCCUUGCAAGGUCACACUGGCACAAAUCCACGUCCCUGAGUGGGGGAGUAGCUGCCGGUCUCGC
Molecule: messenger RNA, 1725 nt
Organism: Ixodes scapularis (black-legged tick)
Lineage: Eukaryota; Metazoa; Arthropoda; Arachnida; Ixodida; Ixodidae
Exons: 9
Coding region: 93-1628 (511 amino acids)
Source: RefSeq, a predicted model, not a curated record